Molecule: messenger RNA, 960 nt
Organism: Xyrichtys novacula (pearly razorfish)
Lineage: Eukaryota; Metazoa; Chordata; Actinopteri; Labriformes; Labridae
Source: the annotation of a GenBank genome assembly
AUGAGCAACGGUGGCAAAUGGGUAAGAAAUUUAUCAUUAUAUCAUAAUAUCUGUUUUAUUUGUUUAUUUUACAGAUCACAGCAUUCAAAACAGACCUUACAAUGAGCCUCUCCUUUCAUUUUCCUUUCAGUUUGCUCAUCCUGCUCUACCAGAAAAUGCGCCAAAGAAUCGUGAGACUUCCACAAGCACUGGGAUCAUGCUGAGUCAGGUUAAAUCAUCAUUGCCCCAAGCUUUGUACUCGGAGCGUUAUCCCAAACGGAAAAGUCAGCAGGUGAGAACGCAAAAAAAAGAUGAUCUGUUGUUUAGUGUGGCCUGUUUUUCUCUGUGAAGUCAUGGCCGAGAGCUGUGGAAAAUUUCAGAGAACUAAAGCAAAGUAAGAAACCGCUUCCUCAUUUUAUUUCCCACCACUGUAUUCAGGUUGUAUUAAGCUGGAUUGUCCUAACAUUAUGGGUUUCUUUGUAGGAGUCAAGAGAGUUUCCAUAUUCAGACCAUGACAACAAGCACUCAUUAAAUGAUAGCAUCUCUGUUUUUGCUCAAGUAAGUAUAAAAUGAAGAUGAUUCAGUACAUGAAGAAGUACUUCCAUCUCCACAUUACUCUUGAAAUAAAUUCAGUUUCUAUGUCAUCUUGGAAUAUUUCAGGGUGUGGGUCGCAGAAAAGACUCUGAUGAUUGCAGACAGACCAAGUCCCACUUCUGCCUGUGCCAUGAUGGUUCGACACUGACUGAAAGCAACAUCACAAUCUACAAGAUGGACUUCAUGGAGAAGCAGAGUGAUGUUAGUGCUACCAGCAAAAGGAGGUUUCCAAAAAACUACAAGCAGAGGUCUGUAGAGGCAGCUUUGGCACAGACAGGGAAUCCUUUUAUGUGGUUUGGGAGGUACGACCCUGGUGCCCCAGAGACCUUACAAGUCCUGGGAGAGACCAACCACUCGGUACCCUCCAUUCCCAAAGGUACUCUUUAA